AUGUCUGUCAUAAAUAAAAAUAUGUUCCAAUACGAGUACGAGAAGCGACCGCCUUCGCGCGAUAGUCACGCGACAGUGGCGCCACGCUGGCACUCGCGCCCGUUACCGCCUCGACCUGAAGACACGUUGCCUACUAAAACUAGUGUGCCAUUAAAAGUAUGGAUAAUAGCCAGUGCCUCCUGUUUCGCGGUCUGCGGUGCUCUAGUGCUGGCCACAAUCGUGAUCACCAGGUGGGGGGCUAGCGAAAGCUAUGCCCCUAGAGCUAUGUUCGCUGAAGCGAGGGAACCAAUAUACGCAAAUCCGUACCCAGAACCUCGAACAACAACAACGGAAGCUGACACAGCAUCUCAAGAAAUAGACAACGACAUUCAAUUUCCUAUUCUAGAAAAACUUUCGAUAUUCAAGAACAUAGUCGCAAAUCGGGACAAAAAGAAAGAAGAAAAUAAUCUGAUAUUUAAACCGCAAAUACAUCCAGCUCACGACACCUCCCUGCAUCAUCCAGAAAGAAAAAUCGAGAAGAAGGACCAAGCGAAACUGCCUCAAGAUUUCGUCCACCCAAAAGUUCCUGAAUUCAAACCUACCCUUCCAGACGUGUUUAUAGAAGAUUCAGGAAUCAAGUUGUCUGAUGGUUACAUCGCUGGUUUGAAGAGAGUUGAAGACAAUUACGAAGAAUAUUACAAUGAUGAAAACCUUUACGAUGAUUAUAUGCAAAGCAAUAGCAUGACAAACUAUUUGAUUGAAAAGGUCCAAGAAUUGCACGAUUGGAUCACAAGUGAUCCUGACUUUGAUAAUAAAACGGAAAAGCGGAAUUCUGGGAAUGAAUUCGGUCAACUAUUAAAAGCUUUGAAUGAAAGUUUGAUCGAGGGCAAUGUAACGAUAGUGAUGAGUAAAUUAAAAGAAAUAUAUUUGGGUGAGAAUUUUACAAUAUCAAAUCAGAGUAGGAAAGUUAUUUUGAGCAAUAGUACGAAUUUGCUCUCAUUUGGAAUACUCACUUUGGAUGUGAUGCUGCUUCACAAUAUUCAGCUUAUGGCUUGGGAAGCUCAAGAGUCAGCUCGACACAAAAUGUUGAGAGAUCCAGACGUGUUUGCAUUUAACGCGCUUUUCAUGGAACCUGGUAAAGUAGAGGCUAAAAGAAACGAGAUUCUCCACCAACACGACAAUUUAUCUUCCUAUGGGAAACGUCAAAAUCGUCAGGAAGAUGAUUCAGAUUUUGGUAAGAAUCUUCUGGAAAACGUGCUGGAAAUCGGUAUGAGUACAGCCCGAGCUGCUAUACACUUAGGCAGAGCGUUCAAAAAUACUAAAAUCGUCCUAAACCAAUUAGCUAACAAAGAAUCUCUUAAUGCCAACAUACAAAAUCAAAUUUCAAGAAACAUUGAUGCCAACACUCACGCGCUAAACCACCUCCAAACGUCAUUCAACAAAAAUGACAGUUACAGUGUUGCAAGUGGUAAUAAUGGGAUUUACACCGAUUUGGACUGUGUUUGGCUCUUAUAUUGUAAAAAUCUCGUUGCCACAGCAAAAUUAAACGCACCUUAUGGAACAAUGGCUAGGAUUAAUGGAUUGGCUUUGAGAAUGCUGACUGGAGAAUUGCCCACCGACAGGGCAUUCGAUACCAUGCUCUAUGAAGUUAUGACGGGAUGGACUGAGCUUAAAUGUAACGAUAUGUUUCCGAGAUGCAGCAAAGCAAACGCAGCCAACGUUGUACUAGAAUCAAUACUCCAGCCAUUGAGAAAGUCACAAUCUUCUAACAGAUUGUAAUAAAAUACAACUAAAU
Messenger RNA from Melitaea cinxia (Glanville fritillary), 1774 nucleotides. RefSeq lists its product as uncharacterized. NCBI's taxonomy places the organism in Eukaryota, Metazoa, Arthropoda, Insecta, Lepidoptera, Nymphalidae. The coding region runs from base 1 to 1758 and encodes 585 amino acids. The record is from RefSeq and is a predicted model, not a curated record. The transcript has 9 exons.